GCAGCCACUUUAUCUUUUGUACACAACAAACACGUCUUCCUCCCAAGCAACCUCCUUUUUCUCCUUCGCACUCCUUCGUCAUGUCAAUCACGCCCGAAGCUAUCUGGGCUGCUUCGCCUAGCACCACCCGCGGCCAACCCACACCUCUCUCCGCCGACAGCAAGGGCGAGCGAAUAGCUUAUGCUUCCAACAAGUCCAUCUUUGUCCGGUCCAUUGACAACCCAGAAAUCGCGAAACAAUACACCGGUCAUACAACAACCACCUCCGUUGCCCGAUUCUCUCCUUCAGGCUUCUACAUUGCCUCUGGUGACAUUUCAGGAUCCGUCCGUGUUUGGGAUAGUGUUGGAGCUGAGACCACGAAGGGCGAAUACCACAUCAUCGCAGGCCGCAUAAACGAUAUUGCUUGGGAUGGUGAUAGUCAGCGGAUAAUUGCAGUCGGAGAUGGCAAAGAGAGAUUCGGGCACUGCAUUACAGCAGACUCUGGGAACAGCGUGGGAGAGAUCAGUGGUCACAGCCAGCAGAUCAACUGUGUCGAUGUGCGGAAACAGAGGCCACUCCGGGCUGCAACAGGGAGUGACGAUAUGAGCAUGUGCUUUUUCCACGGAGCGCCCUUCAAGUUCAACACAAGUGUGAGAGGGAAGCAUGACAAGUUCGUGUAUGCGACGCAGUUCUCUCCGGAUGGCAGCAGCUUGGUCACAGUGGGAAGCGACAAACGGAUAUGGAUAUACGAUGGCAAGACGGGAGAAGCGGUGAAGCAGAUUGGUGAGGGUGAAGACGGACACAAGGGCUCAAUUUUCGGUGUGAGCUGGAGCCCUGAUGGCAAGAAGGUGGUCACAGUAUCCGGUGACCAGACUGUCAAGAUCUGGGAGGUCGACAGCGGGAAGCUUGUGCAGAGUUGGAGAUUGGGCGAAGAGGGCAAAGUCAGUGUGCAGGAUCAACAAGUUGGCGUGGUCUGGCCGCAAGGGCGAAGCGAUGGUCUGAUCAUAUCUCUGGACCUUGAAGGCAACUUGAACUACUUCAAAGAAGGUACUGACAAGCCUGUGAAGGUUGUCAGAGGACAUCAAAGAGCCAUCACAGCGGCGACGGCACCAAGUGAUGGCAAGACUUUAUGGACAGGAUCCGCAGAAGGACGGCUCCGCACAUGGGACAUCUCGACUGGCUCCGCGGACCUUGUUGACGGCGAAAGUCAUUCGAACUACAUUUCAAGCGUAGCCUGCCUACCGAGCACUGGAAGUGAUGACUCGCGCAUAUUUUCAGUGGGCUGGGACGACAGUUUGCGGACUGUUGAUGCUGCUCAGAAGUCCUUUCUGGGGUCGGCGGUCAAGACAGAAGGGCAGCCAAAGUCGGCAACUGUCGCCAUCAUUGCUGGAAAGCCGCACACUCUCGUUGCCACUACAGCGGGCAUCACUUCAUAUCACAAUGGUGAGAGUGCAGGCGCUUUCCAGACUCCUGCGCCGGUGACAACUGUCGCCGCAGCUGGCAGCGUCGUAGCCGCUGGAUCUGACGACAAGCUUGUUCGCAUCUUCAAUGCAUCUUCGGCCUCGUCUUUCUCUGAAGUAACAACACUCAAGGAAGCGACGUCACCGAUCUCAGCGUUAUCAUUCUCGCCCGAUGGUAGCCAUCUCGCUGUUGGGUUGACCAAUGGAAAGAUCUUUGCAUACUCGAACGCCUCUGGGAGCUGGACUCUCGAGACGAACCGCUGGUCGGCACAUACUGCACGUGUGACUUCUCUGGCAUGGAGCCCAGCUAACAAGCACGUUGUCUCGGGAGCGCUCGACACGAACGUCUUCGUCUGGUCACUGGCUGAUCCAGGCAAACGAGUGAAGGCGAAUAAUGCGCACAAGGAAGGCGUUGGCGCUGUUGCGUGGAUAACAGAUGACAAAGUCAUCUCGAUGGGAGCUGAUGCUGCUGUAAAGGUAUGGAAGGUUGCAGGCGUGCCGUAGGCGCAUCCUUUUUGCUGCAAGCACGAUAGAUAGACGGCAGAAGGAAAAGCACCAAUACAUUGGCGAAGAUGUGU
Cercospora beticola is the source of this 2017-nucleotide messenger RNA. RefSeq names its product WD40 repeat domain-containing protein. The record is from RefSeq and is a predicted model, not a curated record. Gene Ontology annotation, molecular function: actin filament binding. Gene Ontology annotation, biological process: actin filament depolymerization. Lineage: Eukaryota; Fungi; Ascomycota; Dothideomycetes; Mycosphaerellales; Mycosphaerellaceae. Gene Ontology annotation, cellular component: cortical actin cytoskeleton.